Molecule: messenger RNA, 1807 nt
Organism: Magnolia sinica
Lineage: Eukaryota; Viridiplantae; Streptophyta; Magnoliopsida; Magnoliales; Magnoliaceae
Exons: 8
Coding region: 286-1398 (370 amino acids)
Source: RefSeq, a predicted model, not a curated record
UCUAAUUCGAUUAAAUUGCGCCACGUGUACAAUUCCCAAGUGCGUGUGUACACAGAAUCAUAAUCCGCCAGAGUACCGAAACUUUUCUCCCUCGAUUAUAUCGCAUCAGCGCUACAUCUCUCAUCUUUUCCCCGCCGAAAAUCCCUCAUUAAAAAUUCCUUCUUUCUCAUUUCUUUUUCCCUCCUUCCAAACCCUCCAAAACCCCAACGAAGCAGAUCCAAAAAGCGAAAAGUCCAAAACCCCCUUCGCCGUCCUCCGUAUUUACGCCCUCUGCCACUGAGAGACAUGGGUGGUGUCACAUCGUCCGUCGCGUCGAAGUUCGCCUUCUUCCCACCCAACCCUCCUUCCUACAGUCUCACUGUAGAUGAGUCUAACGGUAAGACGAGUCUGACGGGCGUCUCGCGCAGGGAAAACGUGGACGUUUUGAAGCUCUGCACCAAUAAAGGGACGGAGAUCGUCGCGAUGUACGUCCGUCAGCCUUCCGCGCGAUUGACGGUGCUUUACUCGCAUGGCAACGCUGCUGAUCUGGGGCAGAUGUACGAGCUCUUCUCGGAGCUCAGCGCGCAUCUCCGAGUCAAUCUCAUGGGGUAUGACUAUUCUGGGUAUGGGCAGUCGUCCGGAAAGCCAAGUGAACAAAAUACUUAUGCGGACAUUGAGGCUGCUUACAGAUGUCUUGAAGAGACUUAUGGGGCACAGGAGGAAGACAUCAUUCUGUAUGGUCAGUCGGUUGGUAGUGGCCCUACUUUGGAACUUGCAACUUGCUUACCUCGAUUGAGAGCUGUUAUUCUGCAUACUCCUAUUCUAUCGGGCAUGCGCGUUAUGUAUCCUGUGAAGCGUACAUACUGGUUCGACAUAUAUAAGAACAUUGAUAAAAUUCCACUUGUCACCUGUCCUGUUCUGGUAAUUCAUGGAACAGCAGAUGAUGUUGUAAGUUGGUCCCAUGGUAAGAAGCUUUGGGAGCUUUGUAAAGAGAAGUAUGAACCCCUAUGGAUUAAAGGAGGAAAACACUGUGAUUUGGAAAAUCAUUCAGAAUACAUAAAGCAUCUGAAGAAAUUCAUCUCGGCCGUUGAAAAAUUAUCCACCCCUAGAAAUGGAUCUAAUCAGAUCACCGAUCUUUCAGAGACUCCUCGCACCAGCUCCGAUCGUUGGGAGCUCUCAAGGAAGAGUACUGACAGUAGAGACUGGUCUAAGUCAAGCACAGACCGUAGAGAGGUGUCCCGCAGCAACACUGAUAGAAGAGAGAAAUCAAGAAAAAGUGCGGACCUUUCCGAGAAGGGUAGAAACAGCACCGACCAGCCUGAGAAAGGGCGGAAAAGCUUUGGAGAAGUGAUGAAAUCAGUGUGCAAUAUUGAUUGUUUCAAAGAUCCAGAGUCCCAGGAAAAUAAGAACGACGACUAGAGCCAAUUUAUCCAGCGAUCAAUCAUCAAUGGAUGAAUCUUUGUUACAAAUUAACAGGAAAGUAAGAAAUCGGCUGUGGGUCGGUUAAAACCCCAUCCGGUGGGCCGCAUCGUGGCACAUGUGGAGGUAUGCGAGAGAUGAUCUCAAUCACUGAGAGGUGGCCCAUGGAUGGUGGAGAUUGAAGCAUUCCCCACUUUCAGGCCGAUGUUGCUUUUCAUUCAAGGUCGCUUUCUUUGGCAUUAUCUAUUUUUCAUGCCUUCUUUACCUUACAACCUGUGGACACCAGUGGUGUGGCCCAUCCAUCUUGUGACCUCACUAUGGAUAAGCUGUGGCCCAAAAAGCGCAUUGAUCAUAACCGUGCCUGAGUGGGCCAUCAAUGAUUGAAUAAUAAAUGGACAUCAUUCUGAUA